AUGGCGGUUUUACAUCAAAUUUUAUUUAUUAAUAUUAAAAAUGAAAUAUUUGAUGAAAGUGAUUCAAUUAAAGAAGAAAAUAUUAAAACAGAGACGGAGGAUCAUGAAGCAAUUAAAAAAGAAAUAGAUGAAGAAAAUGUUACAACUAAACACGAAGGGAACGAACUUGAAGAUCAAUUAAAUGCAGAAUUUAUAAUAAAGGAUGAAAAACUUGAUGAAAAUGAUUUAGAACAGCAAUCAAUUCAAAAUGAAAACAAGAAAUUUUUAUGCGAAAUUUGUAAUAAAGCAUUUACUUGCAAACAGAGUUUAAUUAUACAUAAACGAAUUCAUUCCGGAGAAAAACCAUUUUCUUGUGAAAUUUGUAAGAAAUCAUUUACCCAGCAAAGCAGUUUAACAACACAUAAACGGACUCAUUCUGGAGAAAAACCAUUUUCUUGUGAAGUUUGUCAUAAAACUUUUAUUACGCAAAGCAAUUUAAAUACUCAUAAACGAUAUCAUACCGGAGAAAAACCAUUUUCUUGUGUAAUUUGUCAUAAAGCAUUUAUUUAUAAACGCGCGUUAAUUGAACAUCAAGUAACUCAUACUGGUGAAAAACCAUUUUCAUGUGAAAAUUGUGAUAAAGCAUUUAUUCAUAAACAUGCGUUAAUUGUACAUAAACGAACUCAUUCUGGAGAAAAACCAUUUUCUUGUGACGUUUGUAAUAAAUCAUUUACUCAGCAAAGUAGUUUAAAAACACAUAAACGAACUCAUUCUGGAGAAAAACCAUUUUACUGUCAAAUUUGUAAUAAAAGGUUUCUUCAUGAACACAAUUUAAUUGUACAUGAACGAAUUCAUACUGAAGAAAAUAUUAAAGUUGAAGAAGAACUAAAUAUAGAAUUAUUAGUUGUUAAAAAUGAAAUAUUUGAAGACAUUGACAUUGACAGCGAUACAUUGGAAAAUCAAGAUGGACGCAAAAUUAAAAAUGAAAUUCAAGAAAACAGCAACGAUGCAGCUACAAUCGAAGAAAUACAAGUGAAAAAUGAAUGGAUUCAUGAAAAUGAUAACCAAGUGAAUUAUGAAAAUAUUAAAAUGUUUUCUCAACAAAGUAGUUUAAUUAUACAUAAACUAAUUCAUAGUGGUGAAAAACCAUUUUCUUGUGAUAUUUGUGAUAAAGCAUUUAAUCAAAAAAGUAAUUUAAUUCAGCAUAAACGUGUUCAUACCGGUGAAAAACGAUUUUCAUGUGAAAUUUGUGAUAAAAAAUUAGCAACACAACGUGCUUUUAUUGAUCAUAAACGAAUUCAUACGGGUGAAAAACCAUUUUCAUGUGAUAUUUGUAAUAGAAAAUUCACGCAACGAAGUACUUUAGUUGAACACAGACGAAUUCAUACCGGUGAAAAACCAUUUUCAUGUGAGGUUUGUGAUAAAGCAUUCAGCCUUAAAAGUACUUUAAUCGCACAUAUUCGAACUCAUACGGGUGAAAAACCAUUUUCUUGUGUUAUUUGUAAUAAAUCAUUCGUUACACAAAGUGUGCUAGCUCAACAUCAACGGAUUCAUUCGAGUGAAAAACCAUUUUCUUGUGACGUGUGUGAUAAAACAUUUAAGAUUAAAAAAACUUUAAAUCUACAUAAACGAAUUCAUACCGGGGAAAAACCAUUUUCAUGUGAUUAUUGUGACAAAGUAUUUACACAACGAAGUACUUUAAUUAAACAUAAACUGAUUCACAGCAAAGAAAAAUCAUUUUCUUGUGAUAUUUGUGAUAAAGCAUUUCAUCGUAAAGAUAAUUUAGUUACACAUAAAUGGAUUCAUAGUGAAGAAAAACCAUUUUCCUGUGAUGUUUGUAAUAAAAAAUUUAACUCAAAGAGUAAUUUAGGUGAGCACAAACGGAUUCAUAGUGAAGACAGACCAUUUUCAUGUAAUGUUUGUGAUGAAAAUUUUAAGACAUCGAGUACUUUAAAUAAACAUAAACGGGUUCAUAGCAAAGAAAAACUUUAAAAAAGAAGAAAUUUUGAAAAACUUCAACAAGAAGAAGGGUGCUUACUAAAGUUUACACAACAGUGCACACAACUACACUGAGCACACUGUGCACACUGUGCAGAGCGAGCGAGUGAGCGAAUGAGCGAGUAAUGGUUGAGUUUAUUAUUUCUAACAAGUAAAUAUUUUGGCAAUGGCCAUUAAGCCAUUAAAGCCAUCAACAAAAAAUAAAAAUAUACAUUUCAAAGUAAAAAUUAAAUAAAACU
Chrysoperla carnea is the source of this 2216-nucleotide messenger RNA. Its product is annotated as zinc finger protein 271-like. The record is from RefSeq and is a predicted model, not a curated record. Bases 1 to 1971 code for a protein of 656 amino acids. Lineage: Eukaryota; Metazoa; Arthropoda; Insecta; Neuroptera; Chrysopidae. The transcript has 4 exons.